Molecule: messenger RNA, 1258 nt
Organism: Symphalangus syndactylus (siamang)
Lineage: Eukaryota; Metazoa; Chordata; Mammalia; Primates; Hylobatidae
Gene: NANS
Product: N-acetylneuraminate synthase
Biological process (GO): carbohydrate biosynthetic process
Molecular function (GO): N-acylneuraminate-9-phosphate synthase activity
Source: RefSeq, a predicted model, not a curated record
GGAGCGAGGCGGGGCCUAGGGGAUUGGCUGCGCGGCGGCCGCGGGCUGACGUGGCGGGGCCGGCGUGUGGGUCUUGCAGAGCUGCUCACAGAACAGAGUAGAGGCGGCGGCCCGGACCCAGACUGGCAGUGAGGCGCCAGACCCCGAGCCGCUGCAAUGCCGCUGGAGCUGGAGCUGUGUCCCGGGCGGUGGGUAGGCGGGCAACACCCGUGCUUCAUCAUUGCCGAGAUCGGCCAGAACCACCAGGGCGACCUGGACGUGGCCAAGCGCAUGAUCCGCAUGGCCAAGGAGUGUGGGGCUGAUUGUGCCAAGUUCCAGAAGAGUGAGCUAGAAUUCAAGUUUAAUCGGAAAGCCUUGGAGAGGCCAUACACCUCGAAGCAUUCCUGGGGGAAGACGUAUGGGGAGCACAAACGACAUCUGGAGUUCAGCCAUGACCAGUACAGGGAACUGCAGAGGUACGCUGAGGAGGUUGGGAUCUUCUUCACUGCCUCUGGCAUGGAUGAGAUGGCAGUUGAAUUCCUGCAUGAACUGAAUGUUCCAUUUUUCAAAGUUGGAUCUGGAGACACUAAUAAUUUUCCUUAUCUGGAAAAGACAGCCAAAAAAGGUCGCCCAAUGGUGAUCUCCAGCGGGAUGCAGUCGAUGGACACCAUGAAGCAAGUCUAUCAGAUCGUGAAGCCCCUCAACCUCAACUUCUGCUUCUUGCAGUGUACCAGUGCGUACCCGCUCCAGCCUGAGGAUGUCAACCUGCGGGUCAUCUUGGAAUAUCAGAAGCUCUUUCCUGACAUUCCCAUAGGGUAUUCUGGGCAUGAAACAGGCAUAGCGAUAUCUGUGGCCGCAGUGGCUCUGGGGGCCAAGGUGUUGGAACGUCACAUAACUUUGGACAAGACCUGGAAGGGGAGUGACCAUUCGGCCUCACUGGAGCCUGGAGAACUGGCCGAGCUGGUGCGGUCAGUGCGUCUUGUGGAGCGUGCCCUGGGCUCCCCAACCAAGCAGCUGCUGCCCUGUGAGAUGGCCUGCAAUGAGAAGCUGGGCAAGUCUGUGGUGGCCAAAGUGAAAAUUCCGGAAGGCACCAUUCUAACAAUGGACAUGCUCACCGUGAAGGUGGGUGAGCCCAAAGGCUAUCCUCCUGAAGACAUCUUUAAUCUGGUGGGCAAGAAGGUCCUGGUCACUGUUGAAGAGGAUGACACCAUCAUGGAAGAAUUGGUAGAUAAUCAUGGCAAAAAAAUCAAGUCUUAAAAAUAAAGUGCCAUUCUCUGAA